AAAUCACCUCAGAACACUCUUACUCUUCUCUUUGUUCUUCAUUCUUGAUUUUAGUAUAUAUAUUAUCUCAUGAGAAAAAGAAGAAUGACAGUCAUAACAUUUGAUCCAAAUUUUAGCCUUCAAAAAAUCAGCAAAGAAAAGUCUCAACAUAGAGUUUUAGUAGAAGAAAUUGAAGGGCUUAUUAAAGUUUACAAAGAUGGCCAUGUUGAAAGACCUCCAAUAGUCCCAAAUGUCACUACUACAUUACCUCUUGAACUUGGUGUUAUCUCUAGUGAUGUUAUAAUUGAUAGUUUCACAAAUAUUUGGGCACGUUUAUAUGUCCCAAAAUUAUGUCAAGAAAAAUCCCCUUUGUUAAUUUAUUUCCAUGGAGGUGGAUUUUGUGUUGGCUCAGUUUCUUGGAUUUGUUACCAUGAAUUCUUAGCAAAAUUGGCAGCAAAUGCUAAUUGUGUGAUUAUGUCCGUUAAUUAUCGAUUAGCCCCCGAAAAUCGUCUUCCGGCGGCUUAUGAUGACGGUGUUAAGACGAUUAUGUGGCUAAAACAUAAAGUCAUUAGUGGAGCUAAUGAAGAUUAUUGGUGGUUAAGUAAGAUUAAUUUUUCUAGCAUUUUCUUUGGAGGUGAUAGUGCUGGUGGGAACAUAGCCCACAAUGUAGCAAAAAGGGUUUGUUCUAAAAGUCAUGAUUUAAAGCCAUUGACCUUAAAAGGUACAAUUUUAAUUCAACCCUUUUUUGGAGGUGAGUCAAGGACUUAUUCCGAAAAAUAUACGGCGCAGCCGCCGCGGUCGGCGCUCAUAUUAGCGAGCGCCGAUACAUACUGGCGGCUCGCGUUGCCGGCAGGGGCUAACCGGGACCACCCGUGGUGUAAUCCGGCAGCCAAAGAGUGUCAAAAUUUGGUGGAUUUAAGGGAUAUUCCUGGUAUAUUGGUAUGUAUAUCGGAGUUGGAUAUUUUGAAAGACAGAAAUUUGGAGUUUUGUGCUACUUUAAAUAGAGAUGCUGGCAAUUAUAGGAAGGUAGAAUACUUGAUGUUUAAAGGUGUAGGCCAUGCAUUUCAAGUAUUGAACAAGUCUCAGGUUGCACAAACAAGAACUGCAGAGCUGAUUGCACAUAUUAAGGCUUUUAUCAGCAAAUGAUCACAGUUUAAUUCCUCUAUGUGUUCAUAACCAAGGAUUUAAAUUAUACCCCCUCACACUGUAUUAUAAAUUUUAUAUCUGUGAUUAUUUUAGUUUAAUCGGUUAGGUGGUAAUUUUUUUAUGUAUAUUUUUACUGGCUGCAACAUGUACAAGUUAUAAAUCUAUGUUUACUGUUGAAA
Nicotiana tabacum (common tobacco) is the source of this 1304-nucleotide messenger RNA. RefSeq names its product putative carboxylesterase 6. Gene Ontology annotation, molecular function: hydrolase activity. Lineage: Eukaryota; Viridiplantae; Streptophyta; Magnoliopsida; Solanales; Solanaceae. The record is from RefSeq and is a predicted model, not a curated record.